Messenger RNA from Trichoderma reesei QM6a, 1824 nucleotides. RefSeq lists its product as uncharacterized. Gene Ontology annotation, biological process: sterol biosynthetic process. Gene Ontology annotation, cellular component: endoplasmic reticulum. Lineage: Eukaryota; Fungi; Ascomycota; Sordariomycetes; Hypocreales; Hypocreaceae. The record is from RefSeq and is a predicted model, not a curated record. The coding region runs from base 517 to 1824 and encodes 435 amino acids. The transcript has 2 exons.
CUUGAUCGCUCAAACAGCGUCACGCAUUGCAUCACGCAUCAUACACAACAUCAUCAUCCGAUCGCUGCCUGGCCUCUCCCGCGGGUCCACCGCCCUGAAGCUUAAUCAGCCCAUUCGGCUCGUGUGCCUCCCGGCGUCUCUGCUUCUGCUUCUCCUGUUAACUCGUCACAAAUCAUACGAACUGCAUUGGAUCGUCAGCUGCAGCUACCAGCCUUAGCGGUGGAGCUGGCCGGCUUAUCCAGGGCCUCGGAUCAGUUGACGAAAAAACACGGGCUCGGCACUCUGGGCUUCGUCUCCCUUGCAACCCUUGCCCUCAAGCUCUGAACGAAGACUCUUCUACUUUCUCUCUUUCCUUCUUUCUUUUGUCUUUUUCCCUCGAUUCCCCCGUCUUUUGCCUUGGCUAGACGCACAUGAUACACUCGCUUCACCUGAUUACGUUGAAGGGAAACACCAAAAGAAAAGAGACGGAAUUUACCUAUAUCAAAACCAAUACCUUACGCAAAACAAAACACCAGCAUGAGCGACUCAGCCGACGGCCCUCCCCUGUUCCGACCCAUCCCCCGGCGGCCCUUUGUCUUCGACCUCAGGAGCUCCACGCCGCAGAGCAUAACGCCCCCCAAGGACGACGACGACAGCGACGACGAUGAGCAGCGCCUCGCCGACGAGAUCCUCCUCGACCGCUUCCGCCGCGACCUCCUCAAGUCCGGCUUCGUCGGCUCGCGGCCCUCCAACGACUCUCCCCCCGACUCCCCCCGACUCCUCGCCCAAUCAGACUCCGUCGCGGACCUCAAUUCGUCGACGCUGGCGGGGAUAUACGACUGCUCGGAUCAGGAAGACGUCUUCAAUGGCGCCGACGAUGACGAGGACGAGGAGCUGCGCAGCCCCUGGGGGACCGGCGCCGAGUCUCCGGUGAAGCGCCGAGACAGCCUCAGCCGCGGCACGUACGAGCUCAUGCGCGACCGGUCAAGACGGCAGUCAUAUGCCAGCACCGAUGCGAGUCGACUACGGCAGCAGCAGCAGCAACAGCACCAGCAGCAACAGCCCCCUAGUCCUGCGUCCAGGGCGGCGUGGCUGGCUUCGCGCGCCCUGGUGCUGUUUGUGCUUGGGGCCGGAUACGGGGUGCUCGUCACGCAUCUGCACCAGGAGCAGGGUCUUCUUCAGCUGUCCGACGCCGGCACCGGGAUGCCACGAUACAACGGCUCGUACACGGCCAUGUGGGGGUUCGCAUUGGCGGGCGUUGCCAUGGGCGCGCUGCAGCCGUGGGUGGACGGCGAGUGGGACAGGAUAUUUGGUCGCCAACAGGACCAGGAGCCCGAGGCGGACUCUGACGAGUCGCUGCCGGACGACGCCGCCAAGCUGGAGACGGACUGGACGCUAAUAAUGAGGGCAGUUGGCGUGUUUGCCGGCGUCGCCUUUGCCGUGCGCCGCCUCGCGUGGACGUCGAGCACGCAGGUCUCGGUAGCCAUGGCGCUGGUCAACAUCUUUCUCUGGUGGCUGAUUGACCGAACCAUGGCCGCGCUGGUCGUGUCCACGAUUGUCGGCGCCGCGGGGACCCUGUUUCUGCUGAGCGUCAGUCCCGACGUGAUUCGGGCUCCGUCAACCACCUUGGUCACGCAGACGCACAAUGUGUCGUCUGCCGAGCCGUCCGCCGAGCCGGCAGCCACGAUACUAGGCGGAAUUGCGAGCCCGGAGACUGUCGAGGCGGGCAUUUGGAUCCUCAGCGUGCUGUUCUGCACCUGUCUCUGCUUUGGCAACAUUGGCCGACGGUUGGCGAGAGGGAGAACAAGAGGGCGUUGGGACAGGCAAGAUGCGUGCAGUCGAUGA